Messenger RNA from Mastomys coucha (southern multimammate mouse), 666 nucleotides. RefSeq names its product transmembrane protein 249 (gene Catsperq). The transcript is spliced from 4 exons. The record is from RefSeq and is a predicted model, not a curated record. Bases 1 to 666 code for a protein of 221 amino acids. NCBI's taxonomy places the organism in Eukaryota, Metazoa, Chordata, Mammalia, Rodentia, Muridae.
AUGGAGAACCUCCACUGGGUGGGCCCUUUCCCCGAAUCCCUGCUACUGUCCUGUAGCUAUGGGCAGCUCCCAGCUGUCCUCAUGUGCUGGGCCAUGCCGCCCUCAGUCUUUGUACUCGAGUACUACUUGGACACGCUCUGGAAGGGGACGGUGCUCUUUAUCAUCUGCCUUGUCUUCAUUUCCUGUAAUGUCCUGAGAGAGGUGAAGCAUCAGGAGACCUGGUGCUUUCCUGCCUAUGGCAUGGCUAUAGGCCUGUGGCUCAUGCUCUCCUCAAUGCCCCAGCGCCGCCUAGUGUUGAACCACACACGCGGCAUGUACCACUUCUCCAUCCAGGGCCGAACUGUAUGUCAGGGACCAAUGCAUCUGGUCUACGUGCGCCUGGCACUCAGCUCUGAUGCCUAUGGAGGUCGCUUCUUCCAGCUGGUCCUUUGUGGCCACAAGCUAGAGCCACUUGUGCUGGUGCAGCUCUCAGAUCGCUAUGAGCAAAUGGAAUUCUUGGGCCGGCACAUUGCCCGGAAACUCAACAUCAACUACUUUGACUAUCUGGCCUCCUCCUAUCGUCAUGUAGUCCGCCACUGGCCACUGGGAGCCUCCUUUAGCCCUGGCAUUGUGCAGCGGAAAACACGAGUCUACACUAAGUCAAGUGUCAGUGACCUGGAUGUGUAA